UGCAGUUGCAAACCCUCUGAUAAAACUUUCCGACGACUCUCGAGAGCUGAGUCUGGCCAUGAUGAAGCUCCAUUGCUCGCAGCCAUGGCGGGGUUGCUGCACUUCCAAGGCUUUCCGGGCUCUAUUCUACUCAACGAAAGCCUUAACUUCUUCCCCAAGCCCUGAGGAUUCUCUGUACCGAAGGGUUUCUCAGGCAGGCGAUCCUCGAAUCUCCAUUCGUCGCGUUCUGGACCAGUGGGUCGAAGAAGGCCGACUAGUCAAGAUAUCUGACCUCCAAAAGCUUAUCAAGCAGCUCAGGAAGUUCCGUCGCUUCAACCAUGCUCUCCAGUUGUGUGAAUGGAUAAGUAAUGAAAUGAACCAUGAUCCAUCGCCUGGGGACAUUGCUAUUCGGUUGCACUUAAUUUCAAAAGUUUAUGGUUUGGAACAAGCAGAGAAGUAUUUUAGCAGCAUCAACGAAUCUUCAAGAGAUUAUAGGGUCUAUGGAGCGCUUCUAAACUGUUAUGUGGAGGAUAGAGAUUUGGAGAAGGCAGAGGAAAUCAUGCAGAAGAUGAGGGAAUUAGGAUUUAUGAAAACUCCACUGUCCUUUAAUGUUAUGUUAAGCCUUUAUGCUCAUCUGGGUAAACAUGAGAAACUAGAUGCAUUAAUGGAAGAGAUGGAAGAGAUGGGAAUCGCUCAUGAUAGAUUUACAUAUAACAUUCGAAUGAAUGCUCACGCAGCUACUUCAAAUAUAACAAAUAUGGAAAAGCUUUUGUUGAAGAUGGAGGCUGAUCGACUAAUUACCAUGGACUGGCACGCUUAUUAUGUUGUAGCAAAUGGAUACUUCAAAGCUGGUCUUUCUGAAAAGAGUAUAAUGAUGCUGAAGAGAUCAGAGCAACUCAUUGGUGAUAAGCAAAAGUGGUUUGCAUAUGAAUGUCUCAUUACGUUGUAUGCUGCGAUUGGGAAUAAGGCCGAGGUGUAUCGGGUUUGGAACUUGUACACUAAUCUGAAAAGAAGAUACAAUACGGCAUAUCUUUGUAUAAUAAGUUCGCUGAUGAAACUGGAUGAUAUUGAGGGUGCUGAGAAAAUCUUGAAGGAAUGGGAAUCAGGAGAUACAUGUUUUGACUUUAAAAUUCCAAACAUGAUGAUAAAUAUUUAUUGUAGGAAGGGACUUGUGGACAAGGCAGAAGCAUAUAUAAGCAGGCUUAUGGAGAGUGGCAAGGAACCACAAGCAAAUACUUGGGAUCGACUAGCGACUGGAUAUCAUGCUAAUGGUCAGACAAUGAAGGCAGUGGAAACUAUUAAGAAAGCGAUUUCAGCUAGUCAACCAGGAUGGAAGCCUAAUGACCAUACUUUGGCUGCAUGUCUUGAAUUUUUGAAAACAAAUGAAAAUGUGGAGGUUGCAGAGGAAAUCAUAAGGCUCCUUAGAAAACACGACAUUGUUUCCAUUCGUAUUUGCGAUGGAUUAGUAGAUUAUGUUCACAGUGAAAUCCAAACUUCAAGUGCCCUUGAUCAGCUUGGGCUGGAUGGUCAGAUUGAGAGACACAAUCAUGCGUCUGAUCGGAACAAGCUCGACAUAGCUGAGGUAAAGUAUGAAGAGACUUCUGAUAGUAUGUGAAGCUUUUUUCUUCUCACCAUUUCUUUUUUUUAUAGUACGGUAUUAAUGUUUUGCAAUUUUCUUGAAAUGCCCAGAUAUUUGGAUUUAGUAGUUUAUAAAAUCUUAUCAUCUGCUAAUA
Molecule: messenger RNA, 1712 nt
Organism: Momordica charantia (bitter melon)
Lineage: Eukaryota; Viridiplantae; Streptophyta; Magnoliopsida; Cucurbitales; Cucurbitaceae
Product: pentatricopeptide repeat-containing protein At2g20710, mitochondrial
Cellular component (GO): mitochondrion
Molecular function (GO): protein binding
Source: RefSeq, a predicted model, not a curated record